Pneumocystis carinii B80 is the source of this 2099-nucleotide messenger RNA. RefSeq lists its product as hypothetical. The record is from RefSeq and is a predicted model, not a curated record. NCBI's taxonomy places the organism in Eukaryota, Fungi, Ascomycota, Pneumocystomycetes, Pneumocystales, Pneumocystaceae. The transcript has 4 exons. Bases 47 to 2053 code for a protein of 668 amino acids.
UUUAGAUAAUUCUAGGAAAAUAUAUUGUCUAUAUUUUAAGUGUAGAAUGGUUAAAACAACAACAACAUCAUCAUCAUCAUCAUCAUCAUCAUCAGUAGCAGCUGCUGCUGCUGCAUCUUGUGACAAUUGUAAAAAAUGCUCAGAAAUAAAGAGUAUUAAAAACAAAAUGUUAAUUAUGAGAUUGGGAAAUCUUUGUUUACUUGAUAUUUCAAAGGUAUUAAAGGAGCCGUCUAUAAUUGUGUUAAAAGAAGGAAAAUAUCAAUGGUUUUUAGAUAAUUCUUUAUAUUCGAAAAAUAGAGUUUAUUGGUGCAAAAUGAAGGAAUUGACACCGGUUUUAUUGAAUAAACGAAGUAAUUAUAUUUAUGAUAUUUCUCAGAAUAUUGUAUGUCCGGAACAUAAAAGACUUCGUCUAGAUCCAGAUGUUUUUUCUUGUGAAUUUUCUCAAAUCUCUAAUCUCUAUAUAUUGAAGGAAUAUGAAAAUUCUCAUUCAUGGUUAUUAACUGAGUCAUCUUUACCAUACAGAUUAAAUAAAAGGAAUUGUGUGAUGGAUUCGAAGUUUAUUCCAAUAUUAUUGAAGGAUUCAUUGGAAAUGGGACAUUAUGAUUCUGUUUCUUUGAAAAUUCCUAUAUUUUUUUGUGCGUAUGAUUAUUCUAUGUUUAAUUCAUAUAUUAGUCCUCCUGUUACUCAAACUAUUCUGCUAAAACUUGAAUUUCAUGAGAUUUUUAGAAAUGUUCAGCUUCGUCAUGAUAUUGUUCAUGAGCCAGAUCUUCAAUUUCGGCCUAAUCUUGAUGGUGAAGAUGGUAAAAGAAAACGUUUUCUUGCAGGUAGAUAUUGGGAAAGUUUGCGCAAAGAAAUUGAACAGGUGCGUUUAUUUCAGAUGAAACAGAUGAAUGGUUUAAAUAUUGGUCAUAAAUAUCCUUCUAUUACUAGGAUUUUUGUUUUAUUUGUUGAAUUGGAAGAUAUUUUACUUAAUCUUUUACCAUCUUCUAGUAGAGAUUAUAUUAUUGAGAUCUUGGAUCCAGAUCUUAUAGUUCAGGAACUUGUUCAUAAUUUAUUUGAUGUUGAAAAAUUUAUUGAACAUCUUGCUUAUAUUUUGAAGCAGCAUUGUGCUCCUGUAAGGGAUGUAUUGCUAGAUAAAAUGGUUCAAAAAGUUAAAUUAGGAUUUAAAAUUAAUGAUCUUUUAAAGUUUGUUGAUGGACUUAGAAUGGGCUUUGAUAUUCUUGAAAUGAUGAAACUUGAUGUUGCUAAUCAUCAACUUCGAACAUUAAGAUAUUAUUUUUUGGAAACAGCUGUGGAAUUUGAACAAAAAUGGUUUAUUGAUAGAAUUAAUUGGGGUAGUAUUGAUAUUGAUGACGCUUUGUCUUGGUAUUGUCAUUUUCAUGAUUCUCUUAUAACAUCCAACUUAAAGGAUUUUGAUUACCGAAAAGCAUUUGUUAAUGGUAUUAUGGCAUCUAUUGCAUAUAUUUCGUUGUUUGAUUUCCCUUCGACAUUUGUAUUUGAUAGGCAUCGUCUUAUGUCACUUCGUUAUCAUAUUCGUGAUAUUGUUUCUUUUCAAUUAAUUAUUCUUCUUUUUUGGCAGUUUUUUAAGAAGCAAGCUCUUCAAGUUUCAAAAUAUGAUAUAUUAGAGUUUAAACAAGAACUUUGGCUUAUUAUAGAUAGUGAAUAUGGAGAAAAUAAAUGGGUUAACAAUAUUUCAUCUAUUACAAAUCAAAUUGCUAAAUAUGUUAAUAAAGCAAAACUAAUCUAUUCAAACAAUAUUCUAAAUUUAAAGGAAUUUGGAAUUAUAGAAAAUUGGUUAUAUAAACAUCUUUUUCCUAUGUCUUCGUUGUACCGUCUAGUUGAAAGUCGUAUUCUUAAAUCAAUUGGUAAUAAAAUGUUUAAUUCAUUAUGUUUUUCAGGUCCAAACAUAUUAGCGUCUAAUGUUCAACGAGAAUUAUAUAAUAUGCAUGCUGACAUGGUUAUUGAAAAAUUAACUAAAAUUGUUAUGUUUCAUUGGAAAGUAUUUGGAAGAUGGUAUAUUGAAUAUGCAAAAGAUAAAUCUGUAUCUAUAUAAUACAAGCUAGCUUUGAAGCUUUUAUUAAAACUGGAAUGACUUAAAA